UAUGUAAAUCGUUCUCCUCCUCUUCAUAAUUGGUAAUAGGCGACAUUACAAUGGUGUCACCGUUUGUACUCGUUCUAUGCCUAACUCUUCUGCUUCUAUUUUUCUUCAACCACAAACACAGAACCAUCAAGAAAUCACCACCUCGCCCACCAGGUCCAAGAGGCUUACCCAUAAUUGGUAAUCUUCAUCAAUUGGACAAUUCUGUUCUUUUUCUGCAACUCCGGCAAUUCUCAAAGAUCUAUGGCCCAUUAUUUUCCCUUCAAUUCGGUUUAAGACCAGCUAUUGUUGUUUCUUCAGCUAAAAUUGCCAAGGAAGUACUCAAAACCAAUGACCUUGUGUUCUCUGAUCGACCCAACUUACCAUCCCAACAGAAAUUAUGCUAUAAAGGAUAUGAUAUGGUAUUCCAACCAUACAAUGAUUCUUGGAGAGAAAUCAGAAAAAUCUGUGUUGUCCACAUCCUCAGCAACAAGCGAGUCUCAACCUUUGCCUCCACAAGAAAGUUUGAGGUCAAGCAAAUGAUAAAAAAGAUAUCAGAGCAAGCUUCUUCAUCGGUUGUUACAAACUUGAGUGAACUACUCAUAUCUCUGUCAAGCACUAUAAUAUGCAGGAUUGCCUUUGGGAGAAGGUAUGAGGAUGAAGGAACAGAGAAAAGCAAGUUCCAUGAUAUGCUGAACGAGUUUCAGGCCCUGCUGGCUACUUUCUUUGUUUCAGAUUAUAUUCCUUUCACGGGUUGGAUCGAUAAACUAACCGGAUUGAACGCCCGUUUGGACAAAAAUUUCAAGGAGAUGGAUCAGUUCUACCAAGAUGUCAUUGAUGAACACAUGGAUCCCAAUAGACAGAAACCAGAGGAAGAGGAUAUAGUUGAUGUGUUGCUUCGACUCAAGAAACAGGAUACGCUUUCAAUUGAUCUCACUACGAAUCACAUCAAGGGGAUCCUCAUGGAAUUGCUUGUAGCUGCAACAGAUACCACUGCAGCUACAGUAGUUUGGGCUAUGACUGCCUUAAUUAAAAACCCAAGAGUUAUGAAGAAACUUCAAGAAGAAGUUAGGAAUUUUGGAGGAGGCAUAAAAAAAUUCCUAGACGAAGAAGAUGUUCAAGAGUUUCCUUAUCUGAAGGUAGUGAUAAAAGAGACACUGAGAUUGCACCUACCAGCCCCACUCCUUGUGCCAAGACAAUCAAAUGAAAAUUGCCUUAUAGAUGGCUACCACAUUCUAGCAAAGACAAUGGUGUAUGUGAAUGCUUGGGCAAUUCAUAGAGAUCCACAGAUUUGGAAAGACCCAGAAGAAUUUUAUCCAGAGAGAUUUUUAGAUAGUUCUAUAAAUUUUCAAGGGUUAGAUUUUGAACUGAUUCCUUUCGGAGCGGGUCGUAGAAUGUGCCCAGGUUCGGCUAUGGCGCUUGCAUCCGUGGAACUUAUCCUUGCUAAUCUUAUGUAUUCUUUUGAUUGGGAACUGCCACAUGGGUUGGUCAAAGAAGACAUCGAUACUGAAAUAUUGCCAGGAAUCACUCAACACAAGAAGCAUCCUCUCUGCCUUUAUGCCAGAUGUGUGAAUACCACAUAGAUUUGUAAGAAAAAUAAUUAAGGUCAGGUUAUUACUCAUUGUCUUGUUUGUGUUGAACUUUUAAUUUCCUAGUUUUUGUUGUUUAUAGUUGAAAUUGGAAAUAACCACCAGAUGUUCCCGAUCCCCUCUUUAACAAUGAGGCUAGAGGUAUGAUUUUUCUCAUGGGGAUUAAGUACAUUUUGUGGCUAACCAAUUAUCAUUUAGUGCAAGUAUCUUCAACGAUAGAGUUAAUCAGUACAAUCAACAAUAAGUACACAUGUCUAAGGAAGAAAUUAAAAAACAAAUGUACCAUAUUAUUUCCA
This is a messenger RNA of Lotus japonicus, 1861 nucleotides long. Its product is annotated as cytochrome P450 71A1-like. NCBI's taxonomy places the organism in Eukaryota, Viridiplantae, Streptophyta, Magnoliopsida, Fabales, Fabaceae. Gene Ontology annotation, molecular function: heme binding; monooxygenase activity; oxidoreductase activity, acting on paired donors, with incorporation or reduction of molecular oxygen. The record is from RefSeq and is a predicted model, not a curated record. Bases 51 to 1559 code for a protein of 502 amino acids. The transcript has 2 exons.